Pseudozyma hubeiensis SY62 is the source of this 2844-nucleotide messenger RNA. RefSeq lists its product as hypothetical. The coding region runs from base 1 to 2844 and encodes 947 amino acids. Gene Ontology annotation, molecular function: GTPase activator activity. Lineage: Eukaryota; Fungi; Basidiomycota; Ustilaginomycetes; Ustilaginales; Ustilaginaceae. Gene Ontology annotation, biological process: regulation of Ras protein signal transduction; mitotic spindle orientation checkpoint signaling. The record is from RefSeq and is a predicted model, not a curated record. Gene Ontology annotation, cellular component: SIN/MEN two-component GAP complex; mitotic spindle pole body. The transcript has a single exon.
AUGGCGCACGUCGAGGACUGGUCCGAUGGCGACUUUGACCUGGAGCACACCGAGCUGCGUACAGAUCACACGUCCCUGCAAGACGUUCACGACGUGGCGCACGCAGACCACGAUGCAGAGCCAAAUUGGGACGAGGACUUUCCCCAGGACAACCUCGAUGAUGGCUCGGACGAGCAGACCGACACAAUCAAACUCUCCACCGCUGCUAGCUCAGCGCUGAAGCGUAUGCUCGAAGCCAGUAAAGCUUCCGCCGCUGCUACCACUGCUGCUGCUUCUGCGCGGUCGUUCACACUUCACGACGACUUCGACGAUCAGCUUCGUCCGCCGGCUCUCGAUCUCGACCGCAUCUCUCAGUAUAGCGAUGGCUUUCCGCGACGAGAUGAUCGCGCGGGCUCCACAGCUAGUCUCAGCACCUCUGCCAGCACGAGCUCCCGCAGCAUGAUGGGCCUCUCCACUGACCUCACCGAUCCCGACAGCCCUCACAGCAAAAGCGAUGCACAUCACAGGUCCAGAGCCUCUUCGCGUAGCUCUGGUCGCAUUCGAUCCGAUCAGGACGUCUCUUUCUCCGAAGGCGACGACAACGUCGAGAUGGAUUUCGACCUGGAACCAGACAUGAACAACCUCAGCCUCUGCUCGUCCCUGUCUCGCGCCCGGUCCAACACCUCCCUCAGCCAAGUCAGCAGAGACGUCUGGGACGACGAUUCGGCUUUCAGCACUGCUCCUCCCACCAGCACAACCCACACUUCGUCCACAUCUUUGCAUCCGCCAGCCUCGUCGGACCCUCCACCCUCCACGAAAAGCGUCUCAGGCGAAAGCGACGCGGACGACGAGCAUGAGGACAUGUUGGAUGGUCUCGAUCUGGAAGGUAGCAUCUUUGCAAAGCCUUCGAAGGCAUCAUCUGCCACCGCUGUUGACGUGAAAGCAAAGCUCGAGGCGAUGCUUGACCUCAAACGCUCCGGUCACCCCACCGCAUCUGCGCCGAAUCAUGCUCAAGCUGGAGACUCGGAUGCCGCCAUCGCAGCCGGUCUCAUCAUUGAUGACGAUUUCGAUCUCUCCACCAGCCGCAUCGCAGCCCGCAACUUGCCGGUCAGGACGUACUCAACUCGUUCAUCGUCCAGACUAGGCGUCGAAACCGCGGCUGGCCCUGGCGAUGACCGCCACCAUCCUGCUCGCACCGCCUCUCAGCAUGGUGAUAUCGGUCCGGCUCAACCAUUGGUCACUCGUUCCGAAAAUCGUGGAUCAGCUCGCAAUCGCCUCCGUUUCAAGCGUUCGACAAGUGAUCUCCACACGCACUUGUCCGGCUCGACUGCUUCCAACGCAGCUCCUCCAUCCUCGUCUCACCGAUCGUCGCAAAACCGCGGCAGUCAGCUGACACGCAAGAGGUCAUUGCCGUCCAUGAGAACUUCGCCACCCGCCAACACUCCAUCCUCAACAGGUCUUCCAAGCGCCAACACGUCCGCUUUGCCUUUCCGUCAGCGACAUAACAGCGGCACUAGUGCCGCAUCUCCCUCGUCCCGAUUUAGGAACAAAGGCGGCGCCUCUAGGCUUACCGACUCCACUGCUGCCUCGCGAGCGAGGGCGGCCGAAGCGGCUGAUCAGUUGGCCCGCUUGCAGAGGGAUGUCAACGCUCCUGCACGGCCCAGUACUCCAGUCUCGUUCAAUGCUCGGCCCAUGCAUCAGCCUGCGUCGCGUAUCUCGGUCAAUACACGGUCUAAGGCUAGAUCCAAUCUCGAGCGUCGCAGCUCAUCGGGCGAGAACCAGCCUGUCGCUCGCCUCCUCAAGCGCUCUGUCCAGUAUGGAAAUGGCGCUGAGCUUGACGGCAUCGACGAUCUACCGAGCGCGGCGAGUCCUGUCGUGCAGUCUCCUCGAGUCUCAGCGUCGUCAGACAAGCUCAAUAAAAGCCGCACCUCAGCAGCGCAGUCUCCCUCCGGCUCUGUCCAACCUCAAGGGAAUCAGCAAAAGCGCGGUGGCCGACGUGGAAAACGGGGCAAACCAGCUCUGAUCCGAUCGCUCGGUGCAGGCGCUUCACCCGCACCUAAGCUGGUCAAAGGUAUGCGAUGGAAUCCACAGGCGCUGCGUUGGGAGGGCAACGAAGAUGUUCUCAGGGACUUUGACCAAGUCAUUCAAAGCAGCACUCGGCCGGCCCUCAUCUCCCAGAUGACGGGGAGCUCGACCAGCUCUGCACUCAAUCAAGCUGCCGGGUAUUCGUCGCCAUUGUCUCCAGAGAGCAGCACGCUGAUGGGCAAGAUUGCUUCCGGUGCUCGGGUUGUGGGCGACAUGCUCUUUGAUCCUGUACAGAUGCGAUGGGUGCACAAGUCCGGUGACGAGGAGGAAGACGUCUUUGCCGAGUUCGAUGAGCCGCACGAAGAUGGCGAUGACUCGCACGAUGCUUCUGGCUCGAAGCUGGUCGUCGAUGGCGAUAACACGGUGCGCGCUCGCAGGACCAAGUCGAUCGAGGCCUUCAGCCGUUCCUCCAACCCAUGGACGCGUCUUAGCGACAAGCACCGUUCGAGCUCGCCUGCCCCUGAUCACGACGCCAACGAACGCAGCGUUGACCGCAAGAACGAUCAAGCUAUCCGCAAGGCUUUGUCUAAAGGCGCGUUCGCUCCCAGCGUCGGCAUCGAUCGCAAUCUGUGGGACGCUUGUGUGCAAGCCGAGAAGCGCCACGCAAUCGAGGUGGACGGGUGCCUGACCCAGCCUUCGGGCUCUCGCUACCGCGGUCGAACGCGUUCGCAUACAUCCGACCGCGCCAUGACGAUGGACGAAAUCUAUCGUCCACGUCCGCAUCUAUAUUACCUCGAAAAGAUCGCCAAGAGCAUCGUCAAACCAGAAAGCAGGUCUUGA